AUGACAUCCGCUUCGUUGGCGCAAGAACACGACGGGAUCUAUCAUCCGGUGGCGUUCGCCAGUCGCACCUUGAAGACGAACGAGUUGAAUUACAAUGUGACUAAGAAGGAGGUGUUGGGACUGCUGAGGAUCUUCGAUUUCUAUUACAAUUUGUUUGUUGGACGCGAGAUCCGGGUCCUGACCAGGCAUUCCACGUUGGCCUGGCUGUUCAAGGCGACGGGAUUACAGGGUCCCUUGGGUCAAUGGUCUGCCCUCCUGGCCCCAUGGACACUCGAGAUCGCAAAGUGCACGCAGGGUGAGGACGAGAUACUGGGGACGAUCGCUGCUAGCAUCACGAUCGACGACGCACUGGCCGAAAUCGCCCCCCCCCUCCCCGGAAAGAACCUAAACGCCGGAUCCAAGCGCCGAUACCCACCAUCCGCUAGAGUUAAGCGUGGUGGGGCGUUCAGCGCGAUCGUGUGGAGUCUACCCGGAUGGGAGGUGGUCAAGGCCAGAUCCGGCUAUCUCGAGAGCCUCACCGUGAACGAAGCUGAAUAUAACGGCCUGAUCUUGGGGCUCGACAUGCUAGAGAGCUUAGAUCGCAGACGUCUGGUGGUCUGCGGGGAUUCCAACCUAGUGAUCCGACAAGUAUGGGGUGAGAUCGACUGCAAAGCACCCGGACUGACUCUAUUGAAGGGGAAAGCCCUCGAUCGGCUGAGGAAAUGGAGUGCUCAUGAGUUGGUGUACGUCAAGAGGGACUGGAACGGAAGUGACCACAGUCUAGCAAGCGCCGCUUUGCUACGACAAGGGGGGAUCAAGGUCCAGGAGGAUCUGGUCAUUCUGAACCGGUUAGACGAAAUCUUGAUUCCCAAGACCGAUAAUCCAGUGGUGCGAGUUGCUGCGGUUACCACUCGAGCUGGCCGAGCGAGGUCACCGGCGGGUGUCAUGAAAGAGGAUCUGAUCCGGGAAAUCCGGGUCGAUCGGAUCAAGCAAGCCCAAGAGGAAGAAGGCUGGAUCGCCGGCAUGAAGAAGUAUCUGAGUGGCUCGAUCGCAGAUCUUACUCAAGCGGAAGCAAGAUCGUAUGGCAAGAUCGCCGCCGACUACGAGGUAGACGAGCAGGAUCUACUCUUUUACUGCCCUCCACGCCGAGAUCAGGGGACGAUCGCGACGGAUUGA
Molecule: messenger RNA, 1155 nt
Organism: Phytophthora megakarya
Lineage: Eukaryota; Oomycota; Peronosporomycetes; Peronosporales; Peronosporaceae
Source: the annotation of a GenBank genome assembly